Polistes canadensis is the source of this 1102-nucleotide messenger RNA. RefSeq lists its product as uncharacterized. The record is from RefSeq and is a predicted model, not a curated record. The transcript is spliced from 7 exons. The coding region runs from base 152 to 1102 and encodes 316 amino acids. NCBI's taxonomy places the organism in Eukaryota, Metazoa, Arthropoda, Insecta, Hymenoptera, Vespidae.
AAAGGAAUAUAUUAAUAUAAACAUUGAAUCGAUACUACAAUAAAAAAAAACAAUAAUAACAACAUUGCAAUGAUUCGUUACGUUAAAAGAAGCACACCAGGCAUAUUUGACAUGUGCAUCCAAAUAUGACGGAAGUGCAUUCGUAUGGAAUAUGGAAUUAAUUAAUAAUCAAAAUUGGAAACAGAAUUUCGAUUUCUGUACGAUUGAUUAUCCAAAUGAUAAUUGUACGAAACCAAGUUCUUACGAUUGUCCAUUUAAUUUGCAUAAUAAUUGUACGUGGAAUAUAAACAAAUGGACAUUUGUUAAUUCUUUAAAUAAACCAAUGGGACCGGUAUUGGAUAAUCGUUGGGAAGGUUUCUCGGAAUUUGAUAAUUUUAAAUCUAAUAGCAUCAACCAAAAUAAAUAUAAUCACAUUAAUAAAUUGGCAAAAACCAAUUCCAUCGUAUUUUCCGUUCGUGCUGCUGCCGAAGUUCAAGCGUUAUUAUGCGAUGGUGAAGAUUAUACAAAUUCUUUUUGUUAUUGGAUCAUUAUCGGCGGAUUGAACAACACUAUUUCGACGAUACGAAAAUGUCCAAAAGGUUUUUCAUUGGAAUAUCAAAUAGAAAAAACUAAUUGUUUUAUGAUAACAAAUAAUACAAUCGAUAAAUUAUUAUUGAAUCCAAACGAAUGGAAACACUUUGUUUUAAAAUGGGACAACGUAACACGAAGGAUAACGUUAUACAAUGAAAACAAAAUCAUAUUAAAUUAUGUUGAUGAAAAUCUAAUCACAAAUGAUCGCGAUAAUUAUUGUCUUUUUUAUUAUAGUUCAGAAUCGAUACUUAUUCGAAAUCACAUAUAUAAUUAUAUUUAUACGAAUAAAUUGAAUAACACUUUAACUAGUCCUGAAAUAUUAUACGAAAAUAACCCGUCUUUAUGUUUCGAAUUUUCUAUUGGUCUGUGCAAAAAUUGUAUAAUGAAAAUCAUUAUGACAGCGUUUAAUAGAAACAAAGAUUCCAAUGAAAAAAAUACAAUGACAGUUAAAGGAUCCAAGGAAAUUUAUGAAUUAACAACAUUCAACGAAACGCAGCCAUUUAUACAAUUAUCAGAACAACAACAGAAUUAA